AUGAGACUAGAGAGGUUACCGGAUGUAGAAUCUGAUUUUGGCGAUAGAGAUUCACAGGACACCGCAAGUCUAACUGAGUUCCAAGUCGGUCAACAGUUUCAGAAUAAAGAGGAAGUCGUCUUAUGUGUGAAGACUUAUAGCAUCUACCAUAGGGUUGAGUACAAAGUGAUGGAAUCGGACCAUGAUACGUACUACGACAAGUGUAAGGAGUUUGGAAAUAGUUGCAGACGUGAUCACAGGAAGCUUGACUAUCAUGUGAUAUUUGCUUUCAUCCUUCCUAUGAUCAAAGCUGAUGCGGCUGUGUCAAUCAAGGUUCUGCAGAAUGCGACGGAGGCACAUUUUGGGUUCAGACUUACGUACAGAAGGGUGUGGUUGGCUAAGCAAAAGGCCGUUGUGCAAAAAUAUGGGAAUUGGGAGGAGGCCUACAAUGAGUUGCCAAGAUGGGUGCUCAGUGUGAAAAUAAUGAUGCCAGGCAGUAUUGAAGUUCUGAAGACGAGUCCUAUGCAAGUUGGAGACCAGGACCCAUUUGUACGGAAAAUAUGGAAAACUUUGCUGGUUGCGAUAGCUCACGAUGGAAAUUCUAAUACCGUUCAUAUUGCUUUUUUCCUAGUGGGGGGUGAAAAUGCGGAGUCAUGGUCUUUUUUCUUGUCUCACUUACUGCAACACAUGACUCCUCAGCAGAGCAUUCUCGUGAUCUCUGAUAGGAACAAUGGGAUCAAGGCCGCAUUGGAGGUACUUGAUGGUGGAUGGGUUCCACCUGCUGCUUAUCGUGCAUUCCGUAUUAAGCACGUUGCAGCGAAUUUCACGUUGAGUUUCAAGGGAAAGGAUGCCAUGAGGCUUUUAGUCAACGCUGCUUAUGCGAAGAUUGAGGUCGAUUUUGAUUAUUGGUUUGACAUCCUCCGAACUGAAGACCUAACAAUGUGUGACUGGGCCAACAUGAUGGAGUAUGACAAGUGGACUUAG
Messenger RNA from Arachis duranensis, 963 nucleotides. RefSeq lists its product as uncharacterized. The transcript has 3 exons. Lineage: Eukaryota; Viridiplantae; Streptophyta; Magnoliopsida; Fabales; Fabaceae. The coding region runs from base 1 to 963 and encodes 320 amino acids. The record is from RefSeq and is a predicted model, not a curated record.